UGCCUUCAUCAGUGCUGCGAAGAAGGCCAGGCUGAGGUCCAAUCCUGUGAAGGUCCGAUUUUCUGAGCAGGUGGCAAUUGGAGAGACAGAUGCAAAAAUGAUGAAGAAAGAAGCUCUUCUUCUUAUCCCCAAUGUCCUAAAGGUUUUCUUAGAAAAUGGGCAGAUCAAGUCAUUCACAUUUGAUGGCCGGACCACUGUUAAGGAUGUGAUGGUGACAUUACAGGACCGUCUUUCCCUGAGGUACAUUGAGCACUUUGCUCUCGUCCUUGAGUAUGCUGGGCCAGAACAGAAUCACAAGUUCCUGCUUCUCCAGGAUAAGCAGCCCCUGGCUUAUGUAGUGCAGCGGACACACUAUCAAGGAAUGAAAUGCCUCUUCCGAAUAAGCUUCUUUCCCAAAGACCCUGUGGAGCUGCUGCAUCGGGAUCCUGCCGCUUUUGAAUACUUAUACAUCCAGAGUCGGAAUGAUGUUAUUCGAGAACGCUUUGGAAUGGACCCCAAGCCAGAGAUGCUGUUGGGCCUUGCUGCCCUGCACAUCUACAUCACUGUCUCAGCCACUCGACCAAGUCAGAAGAUCUCACUCAAGAAUGUAGAGAAGGAGUGGGGCCUGGAACCCUUUCUUCCCCCCUCUCUCCUGCAAGGCAUCAAAGAGAAGAACCUCCGGAAAUCUCUCUCUCAGCAAUUGAAGGCUCAUCAAACACAUCCUUCCAGUGGCACCAAGGGCUCUGCUAUACAGGCCAAACUCCAGUAUCUUCGAAUCCUGAAUGAACUUCCGACCUUCACGGGUGUUUUGUUCAACACUGUGGGCCUGGACGAGAAGCAGUCAGCCACCACUCUCCUGGUAGGACCCCGUCACGGCAUCAGCCAUGUUAUUGACCUCAAAACCAACCUCACCACUGUGCUGUCCGAGUUCAGCAAGAUCAGCAAGAUCCAGCUGUUCCGGGAGAACCAGGGCGUGGCCCGGGUGGAGACCAGCAUCAUGGAUGCCAAGCCUCUGGUGCUGUUGAUGGAGUGGCCAGAAGCCACCAACUUUGCCGGCCUGAUUGCGGGGUACUGCCGCCUCCUGCUGGAUUCCAGGAAGAUGGUCUUCUCCAGGCCUGCCAGCCAGCCUCUUCCACCUCCAAUGAUCAAGGCAGAUUACAUGCACAGCACCCACCGCCCUGUCACUGGGGGCCACCUGGGGAAAAAGGAGAAUAGUUAUGUGGGCAGCGUGGGCACCAGCCCCCGGAAGUCGAGCCACUGCACGCCCCCGCCUGCCGACUCUGAGCUUGUCAGCUUCUGCUACCUCCACAUGCGGGAACAAAGGAAGGAGCAGGAAAGCCGGACAGAUGUCAACGAGAACCUAAUCAUCUUUGAGGAGACCAGGCCCCGGACCAAGUCUGACCCCACAUCCAAAAGCUCUGGCCAAAGCUAUGAUGUGGUCCCUGAUGACUUUGAUGCAGUCAGCUUAGACCACGAGCCUUGUGCCAGCAGGGCCCGGUCCUACACCUUGGACAAUUCCCUUGGGGCUGAAGCCCUGAAUUUCUACUGUGACUCUUGCAAAGCCAAACUCCAGGAGCAGCUGGGCCCUUGCGAAGGCGGGAGGCCCAGCUCCUCUCGUGACAAUAUAGUAGACUUGAUGUCCCUCCCACCUCCCGGGAGUGAGGAGGAGGAGGAGGAAGAAGAUGAGAGUACUUCUCUGCUGCCUGCCAUUGCCGCCCCACCCCCUGGUUUCCGAGACAACAGUUCUGAUGAGGAUGACCCCAAGCGCCGGGCAGUCCAGAGCCAAGAGCAAGGACGCCACCUGCGUGGGCUCCUAUAUGAUGAGAUUCCGGUGACACUGAUAGACAGCGUGCAGACCCGGACAGUCCGAGAUCAUGCCCAGGAGCUAGAUGAUGCUUUGGUGUCCACUCUGCAAGCUCUGGAAGCUCUGGCUGCUUCAGAGGAUGGACCACAUCCCCCGCCCCCACAGACUGCAGGUCUGAUUGUGCUGGCCACAAUCACCCCCGAAUCAUCACUGGACUCGGGCCAUGAAACCAAUUCCUCGGAGCUCACAGACAUGUCGGAGAUGAUGUCAGCCAUGAAGCAGCACCAGAACACCACCUACUUCCUGGCCCAGCACCUCAACAAGGACAGCCUCCUUGCCCGCAAGGACCUGCCCUUCCGGAUCCAGAGCUGUGCAGCCCAGGCCGUUCUCACGGCCCCUUACUCUCUUGGGCGCCUGGAUCCCAACUCCUCCCUCCAGCCAGUUGUCACAGGCCAGAGUCCCGGGCCCCCUGGCGCUCGGAGGAAGUUGCCCCAGCCAGAGGCCCAGCCACAGGGAGAGCGAACAUACACUCUGGCAGUGCACCCAGCACUGUCCCCACGGCUUAGUGAGCAAAAGAACCUGAGCCUGCUGUCCCCAGUUCCUGAGGACAGAGGGCCUGGCCACACCAGGGCAGGCCUAGAGAUGUCACUGAGGGCGACCACACCGUCCCUGAGUGAAGAGCAGAUCUCUGAGCUGAGGGAGAACCUGCCCAAGGAGGUCAGGUUGAGCCCCAAACUUAUCCUGGACCCAAAGGGCAGCAUGACCCCAGCCAUCAUCUCGGCUGCCCUACAGCAGGUGGUUCACAGUAAGAGUCUAGUUGCUCCUGGGGGGGCAUUGGGGAACCCCCCCAGCAGGGGAGAGAGGAGGCUGGAAGUGAGCGUGGGAAGGCCAGAAGUUAGCAUAACAAGCAGCAGCACCAACAAGAAUCUUAAGUUCAAAAUGAGCCCUGGUGCAUCAGAGACCCCACAGAAUUCCCAGCAGCAGCUGGGCCCAGAGGUCUCCUCCAGCCCCAGAGCACCCACAGGCAGCUGGGCUGAAAGCCUGCUCCUCUCCCCACAAGAGCUGCCUGUUCAAAGUUUCCCUACCAAAAGCUAUAUUUCACGUGCGAGUCGAGAGUCAGUGGGCAAGCAAGCUGCAGGGGAGGUGGCAGGCAAGGGUGGGCCAGAGGGUGCUAAGCCUACCCUGCACAAGCAGGGCACUGUCUUAAGCCAGGGGGAGAAGGGGCAGCUGGAAAGCACACCCCAAAGCAGCAAGCUUGAGGAGACCAGCCUGGUCCCCCGAGCUGGCUACCCCAUGGCUCUGCAGAGCCCCAGCUGCCAGCCACGAGGCCACAGUCCCAGCUGCCAGCCCCGUGGCCCCAGCCCCAGCAGUCAAUCCCGAGGCCAGAGCCCUCUGAGGCCUCAGGCCGACAGCCGACAGGUGAGCACCAUGCCUUCCAGGAAACUGGAAACAACCCUGGACAGAGCCCACUCAGCCUCUGAAGGCCCUGCAAAGCCCAAGUCAUCCCGAGGUCCUUUUCGGCUGCGCAACUUGUUUUCCGCCACCUUCCCAACCCGCCAGAAGAAGGAGACAGAUGAGCGGCAGGCCCAGCUGCAGAAGGUAAAGCAGUAUGAGCUGGAGUUCCUGGAGGAGCUUCUGAAGCCACCAAGCCAGGGGGAGCUGCCGGGCACUGAUUACCUGCAGCCUCCAGCACCUGGUCGCUGCAGCUGCCAGCUGCGCAGCAGCCCCGUACAGCAGGGGCCGGGCAUGUCCCGCGAGCAGAGGCGCAGCUGCGAUUGCAAGCGCAUCAGCCGGGGGGGCCGGCCUCAGGCCGCCCAGACACCGGUGCCCAGCCUCCGGGGGAGGGAGAGGGACAGGGUCCCCCCUCCCCAGAGACAGCCAGAGGCCGGCUUGAGCCUCAGCAGUCCCAUCAAUGUCCAGCGCAUACGCUCCACCAGCCUGGAGUCCCGAGAAUGUCGAUCAGAUCCUGAAAGCGGGGUUUCCUGCCUGACCACGUGUGCCUCGGGGGGCGAGUGUCUGGGAGCUCCCAACUACAGGAAACUGAUGCGACGCUACAGUGUCAGUGAGCUAGACCAGGGUGACAGGGCCUCGCUGACCUCAGACAUCUACCCACACCCUCCCCUGGGCAUGCUGCCCAGGGAGGCCAAGGAGGUGGAGGCAGGCCUCCCCCUUGGCCUGGGUCCCAAAAGCAAGUCCCUGGAGUCCCCGACUCUGGGAGAGCCCUCCUAUGUCCAGGUUGCCCCUGAGACCAAAGGCCCCAGAAAGAUGGCUGUGUUCUCACUGCCAGAGGAGGUAUACAGAAAGCCUGCCGAGCUGGAUGAGGACAGUGAGAGUGGCAAGUGCUGCUCUAUCCGCUACUGCUUCUACUACCGCAAGUGUGACAUGGCAGACGAUGCAAGCGACGGCAAGGAUGAGCUCUCCUACUCCAUCCCCAUGAAGAUUCUGCCUGGCAUGAAGUUGGAUGAGCAGGUGGUGCCCGUGGUGAGCAGGACCCUGCAGGUGCUGGACGCUGCCACCUGCAGCAGCAGCAGCCCCGAGGCCUCCCGCACCCAGGAGAUUGACCUGAGGGUAUCCACCUUCGAGGGGAGCCUGGCCAAGAUCAACGCCCUGCGGGCCCAUGCCUACGGCCUGCCUGACGGCUUCCUCGCUGCCCAGCUGGACACCAACGAGCUGCUGACGGUCCUGAGACAGUGUGUAGCCAGCCCCGAGGCCCGUGCCCCCAAGCCCUAUGUCUCCCAGAUCUCCGAGUACAAGCUCGAGCUGGCGCUCAAGUUCAAGGAGCUCCGGGCCUCCUGCCGCCGUGUGGCCAACGUGGACAAGAGCCCGACUCACAUGCUGGCAGCCAUCACGGGCAGCUUUCAGGUGCUGAGCAGCCUCAUCGAGACCUUCGUGCGGCUAGUGUUCAUCGUGCGCUCUGAGGCCCAGCGCCAGGAGCUGCUGGCCAAGGUGGAAGAGGUGGUGAGGAACUACACCUUCCUGCUGCGUGCAGCGGAGGAGUCCACGGCCCGGAACCUUAACCAGCAGCAGCAGCAGGUGGCAGCAGCUAUAGGGGCAGCUUCGGGGCACCCACCAGGCUCCCCAACUUCCACGACUGUUAUGAGCACAUUCACCCGCUCCUUAAAAACCCUUAUUAAGUAGGGCAUCUGCCCAGACCUGCCCCCUUCCCAACCACGGCCCCAGGUUCUGCGCUUCAUGGUCCUUGCAUCUUGUGAUGAGUGUGUAUGUCUGCUGGGCUGGUCAGGGCCCCGGAGCCCUUCUGUCUCUGGGAAGUGAAAACUCCCUUGAUUGAGGUUCUUCGGCCUGAGGGCCUCCAGGCAGCUGCUGCCCUGGGUGUCCUCACCCUGUCCCUGACCUCUGGGUGUCACGGUGAGGGCAAAGGCCCCUUGUCGCUAUGCCCACGGCAGAGCUGUAUUUUCCCUCUUCCCCAGGCCCGAGAGGUGACAUCAGGCUCACUUCCUGCUCUGCACUGGGGGCCAGGGGAGCUGGGCCCCAAAGCAGGAGGGUUCCCUGGCCUUGAGCUCCUCCUGGCAUCUAUUACCCCACAGGGAGCAGUGGCAACAGCAGCAGGCCACAGCACCAAGAGGAAGGGAGAGGGCGCUCUACCCAGCUGGGCCUACCCACAGUGGGCUCACACUCGCCCAGCAGGAGCCACCUCAGAGGGUGGCAUGUCUGCAGACAGCAGCCACACAGGGCUGUCCGUGGCUGGCGUCGCAGGCUGGCUGGCAGCCUCAGGAGCCCUCGCCCCCAGGUCCAGGAGCUCCACACCAGCCACCCCCAAAGCACCCUGCCCCUCACUGAUGGGCGGGGCGGCUCAGUCCACUAGGGAGCAAGCAUCUGGGAUCACCCCCCUCUGUUUUGGGUAAGGUACCUGGUGAAAUGUCUGCCCUGGGGAGACCCUCCGCAGGCCUUGGAUCCGCCUAGCCCAGCCCAGGGGCUGUUGCUGCAGGCAUGCGGUUCCUCUCUCAACAUCUCUCUACCAGACUGUCCUUAGGAAUUUGA
Molecule: messenger RNA, 5782 nt
Organism: Choloepus didactylus (southern two-toed sloth)
Lineage: Eukaryota; Metazoa; Chordata; Mammalia; Pilosa; Megalonychidae
Gene: FRMPD3
Product: FERM and PDZ domain containing 3
Cellular component (GO): cytoskeleton
Source: RefSeq, a predicted model, not a curated record